UGCUUGCCCUUUAGACAUAUUGGUCUUUAUAUAUUCUUGGCAAUUAUAUGUGUUUUCCUCUCUCUCACUCUCAUCGGCCCAUUGCAAGAACUAAGCAAAGAAUUCCUUCAUCCUCCAGUCGUUCCAAGUCGAAGCUGAAGGACUGGUUUAGCCUGCGUUGCCCUUCAUCCAUCUUGCAAACAAGUCUGCACCCAAGAAAUCUCAGUUCCCCCUGCAUCCUUACAGUGAAGCCACUCCGACAGCACAUGGCCAGUCCAAUAAGCCAGGCUUAGUAUUUGCUGCAAGAACACAGCAAAGAAUCCGUUCAUCCUCUAGCCAUUCCAAGUCGAAGCUGAAGACAAGUCAGCAGUGAAGUCAAGGAAUCUCAGUUCCUCCUGCAUCCCACAGUGAGGCCACUCCCGUUUCCUUCUCGCCCAUUUGUUUAAGCAAAAACAAGGAGACACAACAAGAGGAAAAAAAAACAGGGGCAAAAGAAAUUUCUAGAAAAGAAGGAAGAAAUGGCCGGGGCCUUUUUUACCAACGUUGCAGUGAAUCUUGUGUCGAAACUUGGUGAGUACUUGUUUGCUCCCAUUGGACGUCAAUUUGGGUACGUGAUGUGCUACACAUGCUACGUCAAAGAUCUCGAAAAUGGAGUCAAUGAGCUAGAGACUGCAAGGGAAAGGGUGCAGCGCUCUGUCGAUACAGCCAAGUAUAACGGAAAACCUAUACACACUGAUAUUCAGAAGUGGUUGACUAGUGUCGAGAAGGAGGCUGAGGAAGCAAAAGACCUGUUAAAACGUGGCGAAAGUGCAAAGAAUGCUUGCUUCCGGGGGUGGAUUCCCAACCCCGUGGUGCGCCAUCCGAUUGGCAGGAAGGUGAAGAAGAUGACUCAAGUCAUUCAGGGCCUCCACGAGAAUAGCCGAAAUAAAAACUUCAAAAACGUCUUUUAUGAGAAUACUCCGAUAGGAAUUGUCACUGGCACCACUUCCGCUGAAAGAUCUGUUGACAAGAAAGAAGAUGUCCUUGAGUCGAGGGCUUCAGUCACAAAGGAUGUAAUGAAGGCCAUAGCUGAUGACAAGGUCCGUGUGAUUGGGGUGUAUGGACCUGGUGGGGUUGGCAAGUCCAAGCUUUUGGAGGACGUUGAAAGACAAGUAAAGCAAGAGAAGCAGUUUGAUGUGAUUGCUACGGCAAAUGUAUCACGUAAUUCAGAUCUAAAAAGAAUCCAGGGAGAAAUCGCUUAUGCACUGGGUCUGAAGCUAAUGAAUGAGGAAACUAUUCGUGGGAGAGCAGAUCUUUUGAAUAAGAGGUUAGAGAGUGAUCCUAAAAACAACAUUCUCAUAAUUUUAGAUAAUUUGUGGAAGAAGCUAGAGUUGAAGGACAUUGGAAUCCCUUGUGGUGAUGAUAAUAAAGUAAGAAGCUGCAAGUUAUUGCUAACGUCUAGAUACCGAGAUGUUUUGCGCACUGACAUGGGCACUGACCGAGAAUUCCGACUCAAUGAGUUGGAGCAUGGAGAAGCACGAAGACUUUUUGAAAGGAUAGUGGAGGACAAAGUCAACGAACCUGAUUUUAAACCCUUGGUGGAUGGAGUGGUCAGGAAUUGUGGUGGCUUGCCUCUUUUGAUUCUAUCGGUGGCAAAAAGGUUGAAGCAUGGAGAUAUGGCUGAAUGGAGGAAUGCUUUGACCAAUAUGGAAUUAUCGGAUGCAAAAUCAAUAGUGGAACUAAAUUACAAUGACUUAGAAGAUGAGAGGAUCAAAUCAUUGUUCUUGGUUUCUGCUCUAGAUUCUGGGAGAAUUGUCAUGAGGUGUUCCCUAGCAUACUGCAUGGGUUUGGGUUUAUAUAAAAAAUUCAAGACCAUAGAUGAUGCUAGGGAUAAGUUGAUUAUGGAUCUACAUAGCCUGCAGGACUCUUCUUUGUUACUAGAUAGUGAUAACAUGGAAGAGAUCAAAAUGCAUGACAUAUUUGUUGACGUGGCCAUCUCUAUUGCUUCCACUCAAUGGAAUGCCUUGGUUGGGAGGGAGGAUUGUGGGUUUAAAGAAUGGUCAAAAGAUGAUCUCCAAAAAUGCACCGCAAUGUCCUUCCCUUUUGUUGGCAUUGAUGAGCUUCCAGAAAAACCGGACUGUCCAAAUUUGAGAAUGCUUCUUUUAUAUGAAGACAACCCGUCUCUCCAAAUUUCCAAGUCAUUUUUUGAUUCUAUGGAGAAGCUCCAAGUCUUGGACUUUACUUGUCUAUCUUUCACAUCUCUACCUUCAUCGAUUGAGUUCCUUAAGAACCUCAAGUCGUUAAAUCUUGAUUUCUGCCAUCUGGAGGACGUGAGUGCUCUUGGAAAGCUGAAAAGAUUGCAGUUCCUAAGCUUCCACAAAUCUGCAAUCACUCGGCUACCCACGGAGAUAGGUGGACUUACAGAAUUGAGAUUUUUGGACUUGACCGGGUGUAUCGGGCUCGAGGUUAUUGAACCUGGCGUGCUUGGAAGCUUGGUAAAUUUAGAAGAACUGCAUAUGGAAGACAGUUUUGAUCAGUGGGAGGCCGAGGAUGAAGAACUGCGAAGCAACACCAGCCUGGCUGAGUUGAAGAACAUGAAAAAGUUGAGCACUUUGUCCAUUGCCAUUCCUCAUUCUACCAAUCUCUCAAGCGACCUACCAUUCGGGAAUCUAAAUGAGCAUAAAAUCCAAAUUGGGGCAUUUGCAUUUUGGUGGGAUGAAUACAAAGAAUCCAGAACUUUAAAGCUUAAGCUAGAUUCUGGCAAUCUUCUUCGUGAAGUGUGUAUGCAGGAAUGUCUGGGGAGAACGCAAGGUCUCCGCUUGGAUGGAUUGCAAGAUGGCAGAGAUAGCAUUCACAACUUGUGCACCAAAGGUUUUCAGGAAUUGAAGCAUCUUUUCGUAAAAAAUAACCACUCAUUUCAGUACGUUGUUGACUCCACACAGUACCCUACAUUUGCGAGACUCGAAUCAUUGGUUCUAGAGAAUUUGAACAACUUGGAGAAGAUUUGUCGCGAUUGUCUUCCCCCAGAAUCCUUCAGCAAAUUAAAGAUUGUGAAAGUGGACGAAUGCGAUGUAAUCAAACAUUUGUUUCCUUCGUCCAUGGCACAUAUAUUCUUGCAGCUAGAAGAGAUUGAAAUAACUGGAUGCCACUUGAUGCAACGAAUUAUCGGAGAUUGCGAAGCAGAUGAAUACAGAGAUGAAAUUGAUGAUGAUGCCAACGUGAAGUCAUGCAAGCUGCGUAGGCUAACGUUACAAGACUUGCCAGAGAUGAUGAGCUUCUAUGAAACUGAGGACCACUCAGUCGUAUUCUUGGAUGGGCAACAGGUUGCAUUGCCCUGGUUGGAGUCCUUGACACUAUCUGAACUUCCCAAAUUGACAGAGAUAUGGAACUCUCAAUUUCCUUCAGAUGUGAGCAACCUAAAAUUUCUAAGGGUAGAGGAUUGCGCAUUCCUCUUGAGCAUCUUCCCAUCAAAUUUGGUAAUAAAGCUACAGAAUUUGGAAGCCAUAACCAUUGAAAGAUGUCAGUUACUAGGAAACAUAUUCGACCUUGAAGGACUGACAACAAGUGGGGAUGUCAAGAUUCUCUCGCAAUUGACCACAUUAACCUUGAGUGACUUACCAAGGUUGCGAUACAUAUGGAACAAGAAUCCAAGAAUAGCGUUGUGUUUCCAAAACUUAAGGGUACUGAAGGUGCAAAACUGUGAGAACUUGAGGUUUCUUUUUUCUUCUUCCAUGGCUAAAGCACUCCAGCAAAUAAAAGAAAUUAAAAUAGCAAGUUGUAAACUAUUGGAGGAUAUUAUAGAUGUGCAAGAAGAAGAACCAGAGGAAGCUGCAUCCAUCGACACUUUAGAGUUCCCUCUAUUAACCUCCUUAUCUCUUGAGGAAUUGCCAAAUCUCAGGACAUUCUCUUAUGGGAAGUACCGUAUUCACUGUCCAACCUUAACAAGGCUGACGAUAACUGAAUGCCCCAGGAUGAUAACAUUCUCUUCAUUCGAAGGAAAGCAACAAACGGUAACAGCUGAUACAAGUUUACAACAAGCAUUUGGUGGUGUCAACUCUAGCUUGUCCUUGCCUAUACUCUUCAAUGAAAAUGUUCUUUUUCCGAGCUUGGAGGAGUUGACCCUCGUGUCGUUGUGUGGGUUGAUGAAGAUAUGGCACAAUCAACUUUCUGAAGAAUCAUUCUGCAAACUAGCAUCCAUCACGGUCCGAGAUUGUGAAAAUUUGUCCCAUAUUUUUCCAUCAACUUUCAUAGAGAGGCUCCGGAGCCUGAAAAGGAUUGAGGUGGUCGAGUGUGCCUCUUUGGAAGCAAUAAUGGAGCAUGUUGCUGUCAAUACUAAGAAAAGGAAAAAACGUCUGGUCUUGUUGGACUUAAAAGAAGUGAAGUUGUGGGACCUGCCGAGGCUGAAUGCGUUUGUGACAAGCAGCGCCGAAGCAACAUUGAGUCUUCCCAGUUUGACUUAUGUUAGCUUGCGCUGUUGCCACAGUUUGAGAUAUCUCUUCACAAAUGACACAUCCACGACUCUUGAUAAACUUGAGAUGCUAGAUGUUUUUGGUUGCAAUAACAUGCAGGAAGUAGUUGCCACGGAAGAAAGUGAAGAGCGAAAGUUGGAGGCAGUGAAGUUCUCUCAUUUACGUACAUUGCAGCUUUGUUCCCUUAAGAGCUUGAUUAGUUUCAGCUCAGGAACUUGUGCAUAUGAGUUUCCCUCCCUUAGAAAUCUCUCAAUUUUGGAGUGCACUGAAUUCAAGGCAUUCAUAAUGAGGCUGCCAGCACCAAGAGUGGAGGCGAUGAAUGAGGGGUCUUCCGGUUUUGAUGAAAGUCCACGCUCUUUAUUUGACGAGAAGGUUGUAUUUCCCAAAUUAGAAGAGCUACAUCUAACAGGAAUUCAAUCAAAAGGACUUUGGGAGAAUGAGAUGCCCGAUGAGUCCAUUUGCCAACUAAAGGUCCUUGAGGUGAAGCGGUGUCCCGACCUAUUGAAUGUCAUUCCUUCAUUCAUGGGGAAGAGGCUGCUUCACUGUAUGGAGUCCUUGACAGUUGAGGAGUGCCCACGUCUGAGAAACCUUUUUACAAUGUCUACGGCAAAAAGUCUAUUACAGCUCCAGUAUCUUGGUCUAGGGGGUUGUGGAGAGAUGGAAUACAUUGUUGCCAGAGAAGAGGAGAAACCUGAAGAAUCAAUUGACAUAAUUGUAAUUCCUCAACUUGUCACUCUAUAUCUUCACAAAAUGAUAAAACUCAGGAGUUUCUGCCAUGGGAAGCAUAUUUCAGAGUGGCCCUCCUUGAAAGAGUUUACUGUUGAAGAUUGUAAAGCUGUAGAGGUAAUUCGAGGAGAUGCCAAUUGUAGAAGACUAGAGGGCAGCGUUCCAACGCAGCAACCACUUUUGAUGGUCGAUAAGGUUGAGUUUCCUAAUAUGGAGUCAAUGAAGAUCUCGCACAUGGAUAACAUGGAGAAGAUGUGGCUUGAUGAUCUUGCUUCAAAUGCCUUUAGCAAACUCAAGACACUAGUAGUGGAGUAUUGCGAAAAACUUUCAUCCAUAUUUUCAUCUUAUAUUAUGCUCACAAGAUUUCAAAACCUAGAGAAGAUAACUGUGACCGAUUGUGGGUCUUUAGAAGCGGUAUUUCACGUCCAAGAGUUCAAUUUUAGCGAAGCUCAUUCUACAAGCACUUUUCAAUUGAGAGAAUUAGUUUUGACGCGGCUCCCAAAAAUGAAGCACGUGUGGAGUGGACUUCCUCAAGGUGGUCUUACCUUUGGACGCUUGCAAUCAAUCGAGGUUGUCGAGUGUGAGAGGCUCAAAAGUUUAUUUCCAAGCUCGGUGGCAAAAAGUAUGACACAACUCAAAGAACUUUUAGUAGAGGAUUGUGGGGUGGAGGAAAUUAUCGCAGAGAAAGAUAGAGUAGGGAUGAAUGCAGGCGAUCCCUUCUUUCCACAAUUAACCAACUUGAGAUUAUUUGAGUUGCCGGAACUGAGGAGCUUCUACAAGAAUAGUCAUACUUCAACAUGGCCACUCUUGAAGGAAUUGCGAGUGAGACAUUGUGCCAAGAUGAGGUCAUUCUCAUUAGGUACAACUACCAGCGAGAAACAAUCUGCACUGUUUUCUUUUGAAAAGGUCAUUUCACAGUUGGAGGAAUUGACAUUAAGGAAGGAGGAUGUUGUGAUGCUGCAGCAUCACACCUUUGGCAAUCUCAAACACCUAGCUUUGUCAUGCUACCACGAUGAAAAUGUCGCUUUUCCCUCCGACUUCCUUCUCCACAGAUUCCCCAAUCUAGAAGACCUUGCUGUGUCCUGUAAUUCCUUUGAUGAGAUAUUCCCAGAAGAUGCGUCUGGACAUGGGGGAGCGAGUUUGAAGGCGCUCGGAAAUCUGAAGCAACUUUGGCUGAUUAAGCUGUGUAACCUGAAGCGAGUCUGGAGAGAUGGCUCCUUGAUGGCUGAAAUCCUCAAACAGAUUGAAUUUUUGUGCGUUUGGCAGUGCCCUAGUUUAUCGAUCGUAUUUCCAUCCCCGACUUCAUUCCAGAGAUUGACGCAAUUACAUGUGGCGGAUUGCGCUGGUUUAGUUCAUAUGGGGACUUGCUCAGCAGUGGCAAGUCUGGUGCACCUUACUUGGCUAACCCUAAGAAAUUGUGGUGCAAUGGAAGACGUGGUAACAGAUGAUGGAAAUGGAGCAGAGGAGAUCUCUUUCCCCAGGCUGGAAGAGUUGAUACUUGACGGUUUACCAAGCCUUGAGAGCUUCUCCCCCUCGAAUUGCGCCUUCAGGUUCCCAUUAUUGGAGCGUAUUGUGGUCACGCAGUGCCCUAAGAUCAAUACAUUUUGCAAGGGUACCUUGAAGACACCAAACCUAGAUAAAGUACUCCUCUCCGACAAGGAUGACGAAGGGCGUUGGGAAGGCGACCUUAAUACCACCAUCCAAACCUUAUUGACAUGAAACAAUAUACUCCGUACUCAGCAAGUUAGGUGUCAUGCUCGCUCCGAUUAAAGUGGUUGCUUUUCCUUGCUAAAAAAUGUCUCCUGUAGUAAGAUGUUGAAGCAAGCUUUUUGCAACAUGGUGUUGAUGCCUCUUGACAUGGCAUCUUUGUGCCGACAUGUGGUAUUCACAAUGGGCAGGUGCUUCAUUGAAUAUCUCAUUCUUUUUCUAGUUUGGGAUGUCCUCUUUCUGUCAUUUCGUUGAUAAUGUUACUGGUGUAGCAUAAUGGUUGAACAAAUAAUAAUGGAUGUGGGGGUGCUCUAUCCUUUAUCGAAUUGUAUAGGGAUUUUGAAUGAGUGUUGGCUUUUAGGCAGCCUUAUUUAGCACCAAGACGUUUCUUUGGAGUUGGACUCUAUGGAUGAUGACACCAAUGGCCAUACACUGACCAAAGGGGGAGGAAGUCCAAAAAUCCAAAUAAGCACGUCUCCUUCAAGCAGCGUACCACAGCCUGCAUGGAGCCGUUCACAUUAGAUGUUUUCAUCUCCAAGCACUUCGUCUUGGCUUCACUCGCUCCCAAGCAAGUCACUGUUGUGGGUACCAAUUCUAAGGAAAUCAGACCCAAGUCGAGUCUCGGUCGGACAUUGGCAUGUUUGGCCGUAGGCCGGAUUUUAGCAGACUGGGGCGAGGGAAGCUGAUGCAUAAACUGCUUCAUAUACUCCAAGGGAGAGGGACAAGCUUGAAGGAAAAAUCAGAGCAGUAGUUCAGUCUCUGAUUGACAGUGGCAUUAAUAUUUAAGUUUAUCUUUACUCUUCUUGAGCAUGAUCCUUUUUAUGUGGACAACUCCUAGUAGGAAUAUAGUGACAUCUUGAAAGUUGUUUUGAGAAUACGCAGGAUGGUAGAAUUGGUUCAUUUGCUGGUUAAAUAUAGAUAAUAGUGACUGUUUGUUUGACAAUAGCAGAAUCGGAUUUUGUUUUGGCUUUGUCAAAACAUUUGCCUUCUGGAUUCUUGAAUGAGCAUUGUGAUGGCUAUCAUAGCUUCA
This is a messenger RNA of Syzygium oleosum, 7890 nucleotides long. RefSeq lists its product as uncharacterized. NCBI's taxonomy places the organism in Eukaryota, Viridiplantae, Streptophyta, Magnoliopsida, Myrtales, Myrtaceae. Bases 498 to 6872 code for a protein of 2124 amino acids. The transcript has 11 exons. Gene Ontology annotation, molecular function: protein binding; ADP binding. The record is from RefSeq and is a predicted model, not a curated record.